Plasmodium malariae is the source of this 819-nucleotide messenger RNA. Its product is annotated as prohibitin, putative. Gene Ontology annotation, cellular component: membrane; mitochondrion. The transcript has a single exon. Bases 1 to 819 code for a protein of 272 amino acids. Lineage: Eukaryota; Apicomplexa; Aconoidasida; Haemosporida; Plasmodiidae. Gene Ontology annotation, biological process: mitochondrion organization. The record is from RefSeq and is a predicted model, not a curated record.
AUGGAGAAGCUUUUAUCUUCAAUAGGAAGGCUAAGUGUUGUUGCAGGAGGGUUAAGUUUAAUUCCAUAUACUUUUAUAUAUGAUGUAGAUGGGGGAGAGAGGUGUGUUAUGUUCAAUCGUUUUGGAGGAGUAAGUGAAAAUACAUAUGGAGAAGGGAGUCAUUUUUACAUUCCUUGGUUUCAAACUCCAUAUAUAUAUGAUAUAAAAAUGAAACCGAAAGUAAUUAAUACGACAACAGGAACAAGAGAUUUACAGAUUGUUACCUUAAGUUUAAGACUAUUAUUUAGACCUCAUACAAAGCAUCUUCCAUAUUUGCAUAGUACUUUAGGGCCAGAUUAUGAUGAACGUGUUUUACCCUCAAUUGGAAAUGAAGUACUUAAGGCUGUUGUUGCAAAAUAUAAUGCAGAAUCCUUAUUAACUCAAAGAGAUAAAAUUUCUAAAGAAAUAAGAGAAAGUAUUACAGCAAGAGCUAAACAUUUUAAUAUAUUAUUAGACGAUGUAGCAAUUACUCAUUUAAGUUAUGGAAAAGAAUUUGCUAAAGCUAUUGAAGACAAACAAGUUGCACAGCAAGAAAGUGAAAGGGUAAAAUUUAUUGUUGCAAAAACAGAGCAAGAAAAAAUUGCUGCUGUUAUUAAAGCGCAAGGAGAAGCAGAAGCUGCUAAAUUAAUAUCCACAGCAGUUAAAGAAUAUGGGAAUAGUUUACUUGAAAUUAGAAAAUUGGAAGCAGCUAAAGAAAUAGCUGAAAAUUUGAGCAAAUCAAAAAAUGUUACUUAUUUUCCAUCAAAUUCAAACAUUUUGUUAAACCCAAAAAAUUUAUAG